This is a messenger RNA of Erythranthe guttata (spotted monkey flower), 711 nucleotides long. NCBI's taxonomy places the organism in Eukaryota, Viridiplantae, Streptophyta, Magnoliopsida, Lamiales, Phrymaceae. The record is from RefSeq and is a predicted model, not a curated record.
AUGGUGAUAAACAUUUUUGUUUCAAAACCGCGAUUGAAAGGGCGUAGAAGACCGUAUGUUGUACUCGCAUGUGAGUGCGCGGGUGAAUAUCGUGGGAAGAAGAAAGCCCGUGAGGAUGACCAAGGAGAGGGAAAUGGGAGGAGGUGUUCUAAAAAAUGCAAUUGCGCAUUUAGAUUAAAGGGGACAAAGCGAGGAAAGGAUACUGAUAAUGUUGGGUGGGAUUUAAAAGUUGAAUGGGGUACUCAUAACCACACAGAUUUUGAGAACUUGCACGGCCACUCUUAUGCCAGGAGACUAACAAAAGAAGAGAUGGUACUUAUUGAAGGUAUGUCUAAAGCAAUGGCGAAGGCGAAGGGGAAGGCGAUUCUCAAAUCAUUGAAGAUAAGGGACGAGACGAAUGUAACUGGAAUGAGGACAAUUUACAAUCACCGUCAGAAGUUGCAAUUGAAAGAGAGAUUUGGAAGAACUCAAAUGCAAGAAUUGUUGGCGAGGUUGACAAAAGAUAAGUAUACCUUCUACCAUAGAGUUAACAAUAAUAAAGAGGUAAUCGAUAUGGUGUGGACUCAUCCGAGUUGUGUUAAGUUAGCUCGUAGCUAUCCGUACGUAUUCAUCAUGGAUUGGACAUACAAAACCAAUCAAUAUAAACUCCUAUUACUUGAGAUUACUGGCUUUACAUGUACGCACAAGAUGUUCUUCAUUGUCUUUGCUUAA